Mesorhabditis spiculigera is the source of this 2154-nucleotide messenger RNA. The record is from the annotation of a GenBank genome assembly. Lineage: Eukaryota; Metazoa; Nematoda; Chromadorea; Rhabditida; Rhabditidae.
AUGUUCGACCAACAGCAGCCCACCACAUCGGCCCAAACCGAGCCGGAAGACGUCGCUGAAGCACCGUGCAGGCCGAUGCGACGAGACCGCACGUCUUCAACAAGUUCACCUACUAUCUCCCAAAAUUCGCGAAAAUGGCGGAUACGACAGUGGACGGCCCAUCUUGCCUUGCUUCUAAUUUCAUUCGUCAGCCUGGCCGCGGCGACUGAUCAAGAGUUGCAAUACUCGUUGGCCCCGGAUCGUGGCGGGGCGAAGCGGAUCUACAAAAACGAGUGGGCCGUCCGGAUAGAUACUGAUGACGACAGCGAGGCAGACAGAUUGGCCCAUAAACAUGGAUUCGAGAACCGGGGACGGGUGAUAGCCGGCGAGCCGUACUUCCUCUUCGAGCAGCCGCACGGGCGGAAGAAGUCGGCGCGAAAGACACGGUCCCUGCUGGCCAACGGGUUGGGCCACGAGCCGGAAGUGAUGUGGAUGGAGCAACAGGUCGCCAAGAAACGGGUCAAACGCGAUUUUCGAAGAGUUAGACGCGGCGACUUUCGGACUGAUAAUGAUGUCGUUGAGGACCCGGGCCGAGCAAAAUCGCGGAAUCGCAAGCCACACUUCGACCCGAACGACAAAUUCUGGACGGACAUGUGGUAUUUGAAUCGGGGCGACCAGAGCGAACGGAUGGACCAUAAUGUGCAAGAGGCAUGGGAUCUCGGGUAUACGGGUAAAGGCGUUGUCGUCACGAUCCUUGAUGAUGGUCUCGAGCACACCCAUCCGGAUAUCCUUCCAAAUUACGACCCGGAAGCCUCGUAUGACGUGAAUGAUCGAGAUGACGAUCCGAUCCCGAGAUACGAGUAUUCUGAUGAGAAUCGUCAUGGGACCAGAUGCGCCGGUGAAGUGGCGGCCGUGUUCAACAACUCGUUGUGCAUCGUUGGCAUCGCCUACAAUUCGAAUAUUGGAGGCAUCCGAAUGCUGGACGGUGAUGUGACAGAUGCCGUUGAAGCAGCCUCUCUCUCCCAUGGUAUCCAUCAUAUUGAUGUCUAUAGCGCUUCCUGGGGCCCAGAUGACGAUGGACGUACCGUGGACGGGCCGGCAAAGUUGACGCGUGCCGCCUUUGAGCGUGGCAUUCGGGAGGGCCGCGGCGGCAAAGGUUCAAUCUUCGUGUGGGCCUCCGGAAAUGGCGGGAAGGAUGGGGAUUCUUGUAACUGUGACGGGUACACGAAUUCGAUCUACACCCUCUCGAUCUCGUCGGCCACUGAGAAUGGAAAUAUUCCGUGGUAUUCGGAGGCAUGUUCAUCUACACUCGCCACUGCGUAUUCGAGCGGGGCCGCCGGGGAGAAGAUGAUUGUAACAACCGACCUCCACCACGGCUGUACCACCCUCCAUACCGGCACUUCCGCUUCUGCUCCUCUGGCUGCUGGCAUUGUGGCCCUUGCGCUAGAGGCUAAUCCACAAUUGACAUGGCGUGAUCUACAGCAUCUGGUCGUCCGCACGGCUCGCCCGAUUCAUCUACGGGCCGGCGAUUGGGUGACGAACGGGGUGGGACGGAAUGUUUCACAUUCUUUUGGCUAUGGGCUCAUGGAUGCUGGAGCAAUGGUGCGACUGGCAAAGAAUUGGACAACAGUACCCGAGCAGCGGAAGUGCAAGCAGUACUAUCCGUCGAGAUUCAAACGUUCCAUCCCCCACGGCAAUCGUCUCCAACUUCAACUCUACACUGAUGGAUGCUCAGGCACAGAUGACCACGUCGCAUAUGUUGAGCAUGUCCAGUCAAUCAUCACCAUGAAAGCUCCGAAGCGGGGAGAUAUCCAGAUAUACCUCACCUCCCCGAGCAAUACCCGGUCGGUGCUGUUGACAAAGCGAGCGAGAGACUCAUCACGAGCUGGCUUUGCCGAAUGGGCAUUUAUGACGACACAUAAUUGGGGAGAAUUCGCCGCCGGGCUGUGGCUGUUGGAAAUUGACAAUGAUGGAUGGGAUGUGGUCGACGCCGAGCUGGUGAAAUGGGAUCUCGUGUUGUACGGUACCCGAGAGGAAGUGGGGGCCUAUGGUGGCUACCAUCCGAGUCUUGCUCCUCGUUCUGUUCUCACAAUGCCUGUCCAGAGCACGGCCAGCCUGAAGACCACAAUUAUUGCCUCUGUCCUCCCGCUCCUCGUCUUGGCCUUAUUCCGGGGU